Molecule: messenger RNA, 3813 nt
Organism: Trichomycterus rosablanca
Lineage: Eukaryota; Metazoa; Chordata; Actinopteri; Siluriformes; Trichomycteridae
Gene: cfap61
Product: cilia and flagella associated protein 61
Exons: 25
Coding region: 138-3653 (1171 amino acids)
Source: RefSeq, a predicted model, not a curated record
GCUAACGGCUGACAGGCAGCUACUGGAUUAAUAUACAGAAAAAUUAAUACAACAUUUAAUUUUGCUUGAUCUGUAUAAAAUCGACAGUUUGUAUAAAAUUAGACGUUUUAUAAGCGACAGACGCCUAAAAGUAGAAGAUGAAGACCAUUACCUCCUCCACCGGGACUGUAAAAAGUGUGACCGUAAGAAGAACAGAGUCCUCAGAUGCUCAUCAGAUCACUAAACUAAUCAAUCCAGAAACUGUCGAGGUGUUCGGAAAAGUAAGCGUGAUCCACUUGCUAGAGAAAGCUAAUCUGGCGGUGACUAUUAGCACAGAAGAAAAUCAAGUCCUGUCCCACGCUGCGUUUGUGGAUCACCCGAUCGGAGAGCUGGUGGAUCAGGAUUCAUGGGAGCAGCUGCUUCGAACCAGUUUUAAUGCCACGAUGUUCACUCCUUUAAACACUCUUUUCCUGCAUCUGUUCGUGGCCGAGUCCAGCUUUUCCGCCCCGAGCGCUAAAGAGAUUAUCAGAACUGUCUUUAAUGCCAUCACAGAGCUGGAGUACAUCUGCCUCGCCACGCCGUACAGCAGCAGUCUGGAGCAAGCCCUGGUGGAGAUUUUCGAGCCCAUGCCCUGUGUUCAGGAGGCAGAACAGGGUGCUGCAUUCGUGUGCCACAGACACAACUACUGCCCGAGACUGCAUGUCCGCAGAGCCAGGGUGGAGGACCACGAUGAUCUCACAUGCGUUUUACCAGAGCAGAUGAAGAAGCUGACGGGCUCGUAUGGGCCGUACUUCCUGUCCGAACUGAUCCAGGCUCAGGAUGAGCUGAACCACGUGGCGGUGUGUGAGGAUGAAGGAAGGGCCGUUGGCUUCAUCAGUGUUACCGGUGAGCUGAACCUGCAGCUGCUGAACCAGUGCUUCCAGCUCGGACCAUUUAACGGACUCAUAAAGAAACAUUCAGGAAAUCAAACUCAGGAUUCAGAGCGAUUAGACCACAGGACGUCCACAGAUGAAGAAAAACACCCGACUGAUCUGGAGGAGGAAAAACCCACAGCAGCUCAUCCAGCAGACUGCACAGAGCUCGGCGUGGUCGAGGAACCAGUCGAGAUCCUGAAUGCUUUUAGUAUCCAGCUUUUCUCUAUUGACAAGAAGUUUGAAAUGAGGUCGGUGGAUUUCUUACCGUAUGUGUUCAAACUUUACCUGGAGAGAGAAUUCUGCAUCAUCAUGGUACCUAAGCUGGUCCCCGAGUUCCCCCUGCUCCAGUCCUUUAUCAGAGCGGUGCCACGUCAGUGCAGCAGCCUGGGGCAGGAACUCUACAUCUUCCACCGCUCCGGCCUGCUCAAAACACUGAAGGCCCGUGCUGCAGUUUCUGAAGACAGAAGUGCAGUUGGGAUGUUGGUUCAGAAUCUUGACCUGCGUGAAGAACUGAUAGAGGAUCUGGACGUGUUCUUCAAGACUCAUCGUGACUUGGAUGGAGCGCUCGUUCAAGCAUUUGUAGCUGAGGUGGAGGGGCAGAUUGUUGGAAUAACGAUCAUCAAAAACGAGAAGAACAUCGAGUACAUCCGUGCCCACUACAACAUCGAGAACUUUGUGUACUUCAGUCAUUACCAGCCUGAGGAACAUGCUCAACUCUGCCACUUUGUUCUAAACCCCAUCUUCCAGCAUCACACCAAGCACUUCCUCAGGGAGGUGCUGCGCCUGGCACACACGUCCUGCAUCUACUACCCCGUCUACCCACCAAUCCUCGGUCAAAAGAAUGUCUCUGACUCUCUGACUGCGGCGCUUAGCUGCAUGGUGCCAGUGCGUCCACGGCGUCAGAUCAUCUACCCACUGGAGGAGCUGGGCAUCAACGCGCCAUCUGAGCUCAUCACCACAAAGCAGGUUCCGUACGCCCUGUAUCACAUCAACCGAAAACUCACCAUGGAGCCCAAGGUCACCAUCAAUGCCAGGAUUGUGGUUGUAGGUGCUUCAGAUACUGGAUUAUCCUUCCUGGAAGCUCUUGUGUUCUGCCCUCACCUUCGCUUCAACAACCUGACCCUCAUAUCUACUCACGGCCUGCCUGACUGGCAAAGCAGCGACAGCACAAGGUUUCUGGCUACAAGUCAUGGCUACAGUGAGCAGGACCACACCCAGCUCGCUCUGUGGACCUGGAUUAAUGUAGUCACAGGAAAGAUGACGGCGAUAGACAGAACUGCCAAACACGUGCAGGUCGCCGGUGGUCACCAUGUUUCUUACGAUCAUCUCAUUCUCUGCACUGGUCAGCAGUACCAGGUGAGAGAGAUUCCUCGUCCUGUUGAAACAGAUGUCAGUACAGAGACGAAUGUUCAAGACCAGUGUAGACACCGAUACACGGACCACGUUCCUUCCAACCUGUUCACCCUGAACGACCAGCACGACUGUGCUCAGGCUUACCACUGGCUCAUGAAGAACUUUCUACACCAGGAAGGUAACGCAGUGGUUUAUGGAGACACUCUAGACGUCUACAUCUUCGUAGAGGCCCUUCUGGAUUUAGGUGUGACGGGAUCCAGAAUCCAUCUGGUCCAUCGACGCUCGGCCGGAUCCUCAUCCUGCUGGCAGAACCGCGAGGUAGAGCGGGCAGUGAGGACGGCUCUGGACAGACAGAGAGUUUGUGUUUAUAACAGUUGCUCGCUGGCACAGCUGAACGACGGGCAGCAUCCCGAACCUCUCACAUCCGUCUUAUUCACCACGGACGAGCUGCCCGUCAGACUGGAGUGUACGGUCCUCUUUAACUUCUCCUAUAACGGCGUGGACUACGAAGCUUUUAAAGCCAUCAACGACGCCUCGCUGGUGUUCGACGGUCGCCUGGUUAUCGACUCCACCUCCCACACGAAUGACUGCGCCGUCCGAGCCGCCGGACCUUUAACCAAGUUCUCUCGGCGCUACCGCGCUGAUCACUGCUCGCACUCCAACUUUAACUCCAAAGAGGUGGGUCAGCACCUGGCAGCCACCUUUCUGCCCUUAUUUGACCCGAUCCUGGAGCCUGCGGUCGAUCAAGCGCCUGACGUGGACCGUCUUGUUCCCGUCUACAAACAGCCAAAAAUAACAGGUGGAAGGCUGCCAGGUGGGUACCAUUAUCUCCAUGUCACAAAACCCCCCGUCUACACCAGUACCAGUUCUCCAGUAGCUAAACUGGGCCGUGAGGUGGUGACCGGUGACGUGGAGACAGGGAACUACUUCCAGCUCCAGUUUAAUCAGCACGGAUUGGUGGAGGGCAUCACCUGUCUGGCAUCAAAACCACUUCCUGAGGCCAACUAUCUCAGUCUAUAUGGCAAACACCAGCUGCUCCUCAACCACCUGUACACACGCCUAGACGAUGGCCUCGUCCGAGACCUCUACAGUUAUUUUACAGAGAGUUGGUGCAUGGCUUUAUAUCACGAUCGCUUCACUGAUUUUGAGCAGGAAGUGCAGCAGAUUAUGGACUCGGCUACAGUAGAGCAUGGCAGGGACCUGGUCUCCAUCUCCAGACUUGCAGAGAUGAUAGUGGACGGCACGCUGGAGACGCCUCAUCGUGACCCGAGCGUUUACCUGCAGGAGAUUUUUGGGGAAAGUGAGGCGCUGGAGACCCUCAAGUCGAGCGUUCUGGAUUACCUGAAGUUUAACAGAUACCAUCUGACCAUGUUCGCUCAGCCUCAAGUCUCUUCAUCAGAUAACUGAGGUGGGCGACUGGCUCAGCGAUUCAGGGAUGGAACUAGUACUCCGAUGGUUGCUGGUUUAAGCCCCACAUCUGCCACUGUUGGGCCCUCAGUUGCAUGCAAAGUUUACUAUCACAAUUGUAAGUCACAUUUUUAAAAUUAAAGCUCCUCUAAAUGCCAAA